Molecule: messenger RNA, 3222 nt
Organism: Prorocentrum cordatum
Lineage: Eukaryota; Dinophyceae; Prorocentrales; Prorocentraceae
Source: the annotation of a GenBank genome assembly
GCGCUGACCGCCACGCUCGGCCUGGAGCGCCCGACCCUCGUGCAGUCGCGCGGCAUCCCCGUCGCGCUGGAGGGCAAGGACUUGCUCUGCCGCGCCCGCACAGGCAGCGGGAAAACCCUCUGCUACGCGGUGCCGAUGGUGCAGAGGCUGCUCGUGGACGCGGAGGCCAAGGGCUCGUCCACACCGCUGGCCGGCCUGGUGCUGGUGCCGACGAAGGAGCUCAUCGCGCAGGUCCACGGCGUCAUCUCGUCGUUGCUGUCAUUCUGCUUCGACGUGCUCACCGCUGAGCCGCUUCUCUCAGGACAGAGCUACGGCAAGGCUGAGCUUCCCUCCGUCCUUGUCACCACGCCGUCGUCGCUGGUGGCUCUGGUGGAGCAGCGCCGUGGCACCAUGCAGCCGCUGUCCGAAUCGCUCAAGGUCCUCGUGGUGGACGAGGCAGACCUCAUGUUCUCGUUCGGCUACGAGGGCGACGUGCGAGGGCUGUGUGCGAUGCUGCCAUCAGCCUACCAGGCAAUGCUGGUCUCCGCGACUCUGUCGGAGGAGGUGGAGCAGCUGAAGGGCCUGAUGCUGCACAAGCCGGUGGUCCUUAAAUUGGAGGAGCCUAGUGUCACUGGGAAGCUCGCCCAGUUCUACCUGUCGUGCCACAGGACCGACAAGUACCUCAUCCUGUACACGCUGCUCAAGCUGCAGCUGGUUCAUGGCAAGACGUUGAUAUUCGUCAAGAGCAUUGACGCGGCGUACAGGCUGAAGAUCUUCCUGGAGCGUUUCUCGAUCAAUUCCGCGGUUCUGAACGCGGAGCUGCCGCACGCCACUAGGCAGAACAUAAUCCAGGCGUUCAACCAGAGCUUGGUGGAGAUCCUGAUCGCCACCGACGCUGGCCUGGCAGGCGACGACGCCGCCGACGCCGAGGCCGACGCCGAGGCUGAAGCCGAGGCCGAGGCCGAGGCCGAGACCGAGGAGGACGCGACGACCGGGGCGGGAGCUGCACUGGUCAUCGCGCCCCUUUCCGCUGCUACCCCAGACGCCUCGCGGAGGGGCGACGGGCGGAUGCCCGACGCCCCGCCGCAGAGGGCUGCGCUGGCCGAGGCCCCUGCUGCUGCGUUCCUGUCACGCGCGUCCUUGCCUCGAGGCGGCAGUGGGUACCCAGAACCGACCAACGGCAAUGGCAAACACAUCAUCAGCUUCGUAGCCGACACCGUCAUCAACACCACGAAGGAUCCAGGCAACAACUCGUUUACGCAUAUCGGAUCGAAGGGGCAGCGCCACAGGAUCGACUACAUCCUGCUGAGCUCCUCCAUCGCCCCGUACGUCGCGAGCUGCAGCACGGAGCCAGGUCUUGACCGAGGCACAGCUGCACAAGACCACAUACCAGUACCCGCCACCCUCAAGUGGGCCGUCUGCAAGACCACCAAGGCCUCAGGACCGCGGCCCGAUCUGACCAACUUAAACAACGAUGACGCCAAGGCCAGCUUUAAGGAGAUUCUCAAGCAGGCCCCGAUCAUCCCCUGGGAGGUGGACGUCAACACCCACUGCGAGGAGGUCACCAGAGUCGUCAACAACGCGGCCAUCCAGGCCUUCGGCAAGGCCGUCAAGGCAGCGAGGAAGCCCUACGUCACCAAGACUACCAUGGGCCUAAUCCGAGCCAGGCGCCUCACACUUCGAGUCCAUCGCGCAGUGCUCAGAGGAGAAGCCCAUGACGACCGACCUGGACGACUAGUAGCCCACGCCCACUCUCUUCUUGGAGGCGAGGUCGGGGCCUCACUGGCCCAGUGGAGCAGAGAGCGUGGCGACGACGAUGGCACCAUCCACGACAUCCACGACUACGCGCACCUCCUCCUGAACUGGACGAUCUCGCCCAUGGUCUACGCCAUGGCCAUCCUCUCCUUCCUCACCAGGUCUGGGCUGCUCGUUGCCGCGGCCGUCGAGAAAGACCGUAGUGCCUUCCUCAGCCGGCUUGCCUCAACUGCGUCCUCCGCCUCCGCUGCGAACGACGCUGCGGCCCAGUGGAAGGCCUACCGCGACCUAUUAAGGUAUGGCGGGAGGAAGGCGAAGUUCCCAGCAGGAAAGCCGAUGAGGCUCGACAAGGAUGGAGAGGUGAUCCACAACUCCCAGGACAUGGCGGACCAGGAGCUCAACCAUUUCGCGAAGAUACAGGCGGGCAAGAUCGUGACAGCGGAUGAUCUCGCCAACAAGUAUAACCAUGACAGCAAGACCAGGCCCUUCGACGGCAUGCUGGAUCUCUCCAUGGUGAUGCCCCUGGCCGUCUGCCAGGCCCAGUUCGCUGCGGCCAAGACUGGGACGCAAGGAGGCCCUGACGGGCUCACGAACGCCGUCCUCAGGGCGGCCCCUACAGAGGCAGCCACUCUACUGCGCCCCCUCUUCACCAAGGUGGCGACCACCGUACGGGAGCCGCUGAGCUUCAAGGGCGGGGACCUGGUCGCAAUCCCCAAAGGAAAAGGCGACCCGCGAUACCUCCUAGCGUACCGCGAGAUCCUCUUAAACAACGUCCUGGGCAAGCACCACCAUAAAUACCUGAGGGCCAUGCUCAACACUACCCUCGCCAUAGCGCUGGAGGACAUCCAGGAGGCCUUCUACUCGGUUGUCGCCCAGCUGGUCCACGGCAUCGCAGGCGAGGAGGACGAAGUCAAGGAGGUGCUGGACAACCUAGAAGUUCCCCUAUGGGCCCAGCCACAAUUGGAGCACCUCAUGGCCAACCCAGGGAUGCUCGACACAGUGUUGGACGGCUCCCACCUGGCUGCCCUCAUUGCAGAAGGGUAUCGCAACAGGUGGACAUCGCACAGGUUCUCCCAGAACUUCAUGGCGCCGCACAAGGGCACGAGGCCUGGCGCGCCCCUAGCCGACGCGGACUUCAAUCUGCUCUUCGGCCGACACCAGGAGCCUGAGCCCCACGCAGUCAAGCAGUUCCACUCGACCAGCGCGACCGAGCCCAGUACCAAGAGCCUACCAUCACCAAGCCAAACGACCACUGGAUCAGCGAUGCCGAGUUCCAUGGAGUUGAAUGGAAAAGGUUCCUCAUACCGCGCCAAGUACUACCACUUCGACCAGCACGACGGUGCCGAGCACCACAGGGUCGAGGGCCAGCCACACCACAAGCUCGAGGGCAACAUAAUCAUGCUGUACUACAAGACCGAGGGCCACCACGUGGCCCAGCGAGUUGGACGAGAAGUCCUCGUCCAGUACCACCAGAUCGACGAGUACUGA